Myodes glareolus (Bank vole) is the source of this 3078-nucleotide messenger RNA. RefSeq names its product cancer antigen 1 (gene Cage1). NCBI's taxonomy places the organism in Eukaryota, Metazoa, Chordata, Mammalia, Rodentia, Cricetidae. The record is from RefSeq and is a predicted model, not a curated record.
UGUGAAGUGGGCGUGUUUCGUUGAUCGGAGGAGUGGGUGUGUGGCGGCGGUUUCUUCCCCAACCUCUCCUUCUUGCUCCGCCACGACGUGUCCCACCUCAGAGAGUCAGGCCUGAUAUCUCCUGGCUGCUCCUGAAGACUUGCGUCCUCUGUUCUCUUUCCUCCGGACUGCAGCGAGAUCCAGAGGACGUCACACUGGGACGUUCGAGCUCUCGGCGACCCAGCAGCUGGAGGCAGCCCUCGGAGGGGACGGUUGGAAGGAGGUCUCCCUCCCGCGGACCCCGUGUGCGGGGAAAACCCGGAAUCCUCAGCCUGGGGCCGAGAAGCUCUAUGGAUCAUGGAAGUGAGCACACUUUUGCGCCCUAGAAACGUUGAGGCCUUCCAUCAUUCGGCAGUUAGAAAGAAGGACUCUCAAAAGUUUUGGUCAUCAUCUCUGGCAGCGUAAAAGCAAGGGGAGAGUUCUUGCUGUCAUCCUCAGGUCCUGUACAUUUUGAAGUGGAGACUUUCCAUGAACAUUUAGAAAGCAUGUCAGAAUCGGAAACGAUAGACAUCAGUGAGCCUCCUCAAGACGUCUCCUACUCAGACUUGCUCUUCCGUAUAGAAGCCAGCUCAGUUGCUUCAGACUGGUCUCAGGACGAAACAAAGAAUGCAAAAAGGGAAAAUGAGUCUACACACACGCUCUCUGAAGAUAUAUAUAGCACUCAAGACAGUUUGCUAGGGGAUAUCAACCUUGGGAAUUACCCAGAGGGUGUACAGAAUCAACCAGCUAACACUGGGGUUUCUUCCUUGAGACAAUUUGAACCCAUUUGCAAAUUUCACUGGAUAGAAGCAUUUAACGAUGAGAUGACAUUUCAAGACCUGAGCGAGGCCUUUUCUUCCUUGGAGAAGCCGGAGCCACAAAGCCAUGAGUAUAAUGAUGCAGCGGACACCGGUGAGAAGCCCUAUGCACUUAAGGGAGAGAAUCCAAUGGAAACUAGGAUUUCCGAAAACCAAGACCAACUUGCUCACGAGCACGUCAGGAAAUCUAGAAGUCUGUCUCUAAACUACUACAGAGGAGAGACGCAGCCGUUGAUGGAAAAGUCGCUGGCUAGAAGCGCUGUUGUGGAUGUUGCCUUUAACACCAGUCAGCCUCAACCCUUUCUGUGUAGAGAAAAUGUCUGUGCUAGCGGUGAACGUUUAUUUGAUACUGAGGAUUGCUUAGACCUGCUUGACUUGAGAACUGAUCAUGAAACAGAGGAGCCUGAAGUUCCUUCAAAAGACAUGCAGCAUUCUGGGGAGAUUUCCGAGAUGUCCAUUAGUCACCAGCAGCAAGUCACAGAAGACAGUGUAGACAGCCUAGCCAUAACACCUUGGUCUCCAGAGGGCAUCUUCAAGAGUAGAUCUCAGGACAACUGCACCUUGCCUGAUAGGGAGCUAAGCCUUGAAUGCUUGGAGCCCCUGGAAGAGGACAUGGCUUUAAAUGAAGCCUUGCAGAGAUUAAAACAGAUUAACAAGAGACAGGAAAUGCAGAUCCAAGAGCUCCAUAGUAGGAACUUGUACUUAGAAAACAGGGUUAAAGAACUACAGACGAAGGUCACCAAACAGCAAGUAUUGACUGACAUCAUAAAUAAACUAAAGGAGAACAUGGAGGAGUUAAUUGAUGACAAAUACAAUGUACUCCUGGAGAAGAAUGAUAUCAGCAAGAAAUUUCAGGAUCUGCAGGAGGUUUUGGCUAACACCAAAAAGCAACUUCAGGAAUCCAAGAAAGACAAGGAGACCUUGCAGCUCCAGGUUAAAAAGACCAAGAUCCUUUAUGUCCAUUUACAGGAAAGGUACAUUGCCGAGAUACAGCAGAAAAACAGAUCGGUCAGUCAGUGCCUGGAGAUAGAGAAGACCCUAAGCAAGAAAGACGAAGAGCUGCAAAGACUACAGCGAUACAAAGAAGAGCUGGAGAAGGCCACCAGUUCCGCUUUGAACUUGUUGAAAAAUGAGAAGGAGAACCGCAAACAAGAGAUCUUGUCUUUUCAGGAGGAAUUCCAGAAACGGGAAAAGGAGUGCCUGAAACAAAGGCGGAAAUUGAAAUCAAAAGUUGAGAAGCUGACGGCCCAAGUGAAGAGUUUGCUCUUCGCCUGUGAGAAGGAGAGGGCUAAAACUGCAAAGUUCCAGCAGCAGAUGGAUGAGCUGGGGCAGUCUGCAAAGGGGGAGGCGCAAACUUGCACCCCUAACUUUGAGAUAAUUCAGUCAAGGGAGCAGCUGGAGGAAGCGAUGAAGCCUGAUGGCACCCAGGGUACAAAGGGGCUACCUUCUAAUUUGUUCCUGAAUUGCUCACCUUGUAAAGAAACCUCAGAACUCCCACUUAUGAAGAGAACUUCUCCAGUGGUCUCUAGAAUUCACAGUCUUUUGGCCCUGACAGUAGGACUUCUCACAUGUCAGGAUAUCACCAAUCCUGAUGCUGAACAUUGUCAAGAUAGUGAGAAAACCAAUGACAUAAUGCUGCAAAAACUGAAGAGCCUUCAGCUUCAAAAGAGAGACUUAGAUAAAGAGUUAUUGAAACAUAAAAACAGAAUUGCAACUCUUAAAGAGUUAAUUGCUAAUGAAAAAGCACUUCAACAUCACACUCUUGAGGUUACAAAUUUUGAUGUGGACGAAGCCAGGAAUGCCAGAGAUGCACCUGUGUUAUUGGCAGUCAAACUGGAUAAAUACCACAAUCUAAAUGAGGAGCUUGAUUUCUUGAUCACAAAGUUGGGGGGCCUUCUAGAGAGCAAAGAAGACCACUACAGCAGACUCAUCGAGGAGAAUGACAAGUACCGGAGACAUGUAGGCAGCUUAAUAAAUAAGGUAACAUCAUAUGAAGAAAUUAUCAAGUGUGCUGAUCAAAGACUUGAGAUAUCCCAUUCUCAAAUUGCACAUUUGGAAGAGAGAAAUAGACACUUGGAAGAUUUAAUUAGAAUGCCUAAAGAGAAAGUCAGAAGGCCAAGACCAAGAUUAGAAAAUCACCCAAAGUCCAUGACCUUGGUACGUCAUCUUGAUGGACAAUGUAAAGAAUGUCCUAUUUCCACUUGAACUGACAGUAACCCAUGAUUAAAUAUUCAUUCCUGAA